This is a messenger RNA of Penicillium oxalicum, 834 nucleotides long. RefSeq names its product mitochondrial ribosome assembly protein RRG9 (gene rrg9). The record is from RefSeq and is a predicted model, not a curated record. Bases 1 to 834 code for a protein of 277 amino acids. NCBI's taxonomy places the organism in Eukaryota, Fungi, Ascomycota, Eurotiomycetes, Eurotiales, Aspergillaceae. The transcript has a single exon. Gene Ontology annotation, cellular component: nucleus.
AUGGCAACCCAAUGUAUGGCCUCGUCCAAGGUGGCCUUGCCUUCGUUUCUCCGAAGAGUUUUCCAAUCUGAGUUCAAUUCCUGUCAUGGACCUCGCUCGUCUCUCAACCUCCAUGGCUCCCGUUCCUCGAAACAGCUGCCACGACGACCUUUCUCCUCCAGUGUUAGGAUUCGCCAACUCCAGAUAACUCCAUCUCCCGAAAUCAUCGCAACAUCAGCCCCAUCGUCUUCCGCCCCUCAGCCCUCUCCUCCUGCGACAACCUCCUCACCCGCCGCUGGUUUGAGUUCGAGUCCCAGUACGAUCGCGGAAUCACCCUCCGAUCGAUCCGGUCGCGUCGGGCACAAAUCGGGCUCUACGAAAGGGAGGGCGGGAAGUAAGUCAGCGAAGCGGGAUUCAGAACGAACGAUCUCGGGAAAGGGGAACAAGGCAGAUCAGUCCAAGUCGGUCCCCAAGGUCAUGUUGAAGGCGGAACCCUGGCGGAUUCAAAAAGAUGCCCUGGAAAAGAAAUUCCCACAAGGGUGGAAUCCUCCCAAGAGACUGUCGCCUGAUGCGCUUGAGGGUAUUCGACAUCUACAUGCCACCGCCCCGGAACAGUUCACGACCGCCGUCCUGGCGGAGGAAUUCAAAGUCUCUCCGGAGGCCAUCCGCCGUAUCUUGAAGAGCCGGUGGAGGCCAUCCGAGACGGAGGCAGAGACCCGUCGCAAGCGAUGGGAGAAGCGCCACGAACGAAUUUGGAGUCGUAUGGCUGAGCUCGGUCUUCGGCCAUCAACUAAAGCUUCCCGCCCAUACUCCGAUGCCAACACACUAUACAAGCCGGGAGAGAGAGAGUUCUAG